Molecule: messenger RNA, 2361 nt
Organism: Cynocephalus volans (Philippine flying lemur)
Lineage: Eukaryota; Metazoa; Chordata; Mammalia; Dermoptera; Cynocephalidae
Gene: SEMA4A
Product: semaphorin 4A
Exons: 15
Coding region: 52-2334 (760 amino acids)
Biological process (GO): positive regulation of cell migration; semaphorin-plexin signaling pathway; negative regulation of axon extension involved in axon guidance
Cellular component (GO): plasma membrane
Molecular function (GO): chemorepellent activity; semaphorin receptor binding
Source: RefSeq, a predicted model, not a curated record
UCCCCCUGUGGCUGGUUCAAGGAACCAUCUGGAGACAGCCUCUGGCUGAGCAUGGCCCUCCCAGCCCUGGGCCUGGACCUCUGCAGCCUCCUGGGUCUUUUCUUCUUCCAACUGCUCCUACUGCUGACGACAACUACUGCUGGGGCUGUUGGGCAGGGGCCCAUGCCCAGGGUCAAAUACUAUGCAGGGGAUGGACGCAGGGCACUUAGCUUCUUCCACCAUAAGGGCCUCCAGGAUUUUGACACUCUGCUUCUGAGUGAUGAUGGAAACACUCUCUAUGUGGGGGCUCGAGAGGCCAUUCUGGCCUUGGAUAUCCAGGAUCCAGGGGUCCCAAGGCUGAAGAACAUGAUAUCCUGGCCAGCCAGUGACACAAAAAAGAGUGAAUGUGCCUUUAAGAAGAAGAGCAAUGAGACACAGUGUUUCAACUUCAUUCGUGUCCUGGUCCCGUUCAAUACGACUCAUCUCUAUGCCUGUGGCACUUUCGCCUUCAGCCCUGCUUGUACCUUCAUUGGACUCCAAGAUUCCCACCUGUUGCCCAUCUCAGAGGACAAGGUCAUGGAGGGGAAAGGCCAAAGCCCCUUUGACCCCGCCCACAAGCACACAGCUGUUUUGGUGGAUGGGAUGCUCUAUUCUGGCACCAUGAACAAUUUCCUGGGCAGUGAGCCCAUCCUGAUGCGCACGCUGGGAUCCCAGCCUGUCCUCAAGACCGACACUUUCCUCCGCUGGCUGCAUCCGGACGCCUCCUUCGUGGCAGCCAUCCCUUCGACCCAGGUCGUCUACUUCUUCUUCGAGGAGACAGCCAGCGAGUUUGACUUCUUUGAAAAGCUCCACACAUCCCGGGUGGCUCAAGUCUGCAAGAAUGACGUCGGAGGAGAAAAGCUGCUGCAGAAGAAGUGGACCACCUUCCUGAAGGCCCAGCUGCUUUGCGCCCAGCCUGGGCAGCUGCCCUUCAAUGUCAUCCGCCACGCGGUCCUGCUGCCCGAUGAUAUUAACGCCGCUCCCCGCAUCUAUGCAGUCUUCACCUCCCAGUGGCAGGUCGGCGAGACCAGGAGUUCUGCAGUUUGUGCCUUUUCUCUCACGGACAUUGAGCAUGUCUUUUUGGGGAAGUACAAGGAAUUGAACAAAGAAACUUCACGCUGGACUACUUACAGGGGCCAUGAGACCUACCCCCGGCCAGGCAGUUGCUCGGUGGGCCCCUCCUCCGACAAAGCCUUGACCUUCAUGAAGAACCAUUUCCUGAUGGAUGAGCAGGUGGUGGGGAUGCCCCUGCUGGUGAAGUCUGGUGUGGAGUACACACAGCUUGCGGUGGAGACAGCCCAAGGCCUUGAUGGGCACAGACACCUGGUCAUGUACCUGGGCACCACCACGGGGUCCCUCCACAAGGCUGUGGUGAAGGAGCACAGCAGUGCUUAUCUGGUGGAGGAGAUUCAGCUGUUCCCUGACCCUGAACCUGUUCGCAAUCUGCAGCUGGCUCCCACCCAGGGCGCACUGUUCGUAGGCUUCUCAGGAGGUGUCUGGCGGGUGCCCCGCGCCAACUGUAGUGUCUAUGAGAGCUGCGUGGACUGUGUCCUUGCCCGGGACCCCCACUGUGCCUGGGACCCUGAGUCCCGAAUCUGCCGCCUCUUGUCUACCCCCAACAUGAACUCCUGGAAGCAGGACAUGGAACAAGGAAACCCAGAGUGGGCAUGUGCCAAUGGCCCCAUGGGCAGGAGCCCCUGGCCUCGGAGCCGCCCGCAAAUCAUUAAAGAAGUCCUGGCUGUCCCCAACUCCAUCCUGGAGCUCCCCUGCCCCCACCUGUCAGCCCUGGCCUCUUACCACUGGACUCAUGGCACUGCAGCAGUCCCAGAUGCCUCUUCCACGGUCUACAAUGGCUCCCUCCUGCUGAUCCUGAGGGAUGGAGUUGGGGGCCUCUACCAGUGCAUGGCCACCGAGAACGGCUUCUCAUAUCCUGUGGUCUCCUACUGGGUGGACAGCCAGGAGCAGUCCCUGGCCCUGAAUCCUGAACUGGCAGGCAUUCCCCGGGAGCGUGUGGAGGUCCUGCUGACCAGGGGCAAUGGUGGGGCUGCCCUGGCUGCCCAGAGGUCCUACUGGCCCCACUUUCUCACUGUCACUGUCCUCCUUGCAUUAGUGCUUUCAGGAGCCCUCAUCAUCCUCCUUGUCUCCCCACUCGGGGCACUCCGGGCUCGGGGCAAGGUCCAGGGCUGUGGAACCCUGCCGCCUGGAGAGAAGGCCCCAUUGAGCAGGGAGCAAUGCCUCCAGCCCUCCAAAGAAUGCAGGACCUCUGCCAGUGAUGUGGACACUGACAACAACUGCCUGGGCACUGAGGUGGCAUAAACUCUGGACACAGGCUAGGGCUGUUGG